Messenger RNA from Abrus precatorius (Indian licorice), 2970 nucleotides. RefSeq names its product pentatricopeptide repeat-containing protein At1g10270. NCBI's taxonomy places the organism in Eukaryota, Viridiplantae, Streptophyta, Magnoliopsida, Fabales, Fabaceae. Gene Ontology annotation, molecular function: protein binding. The coding region runs from base 112 to 2532 and encodes 806 amino acids. The record is from RefSeq and is a predicted model, not a curated record. The transcript is spliced from 2 exons. Gene Ontology annotation, cellular component: chloroplast.
CUUCUUGCAAGUUGUAACUCAUAUAACAGCGAGUGCUAGGGUUUAAGGGCUUAGCAUCGCAUUGGCAUUGGAGUUUGAGGAGUGAAAGACACGCCAUUUAAUCAAAGAAAGAUGUCCGUUUACCGCCUUCUCCUCCGCUCCCUCCGCCGUUCAUCCACCGCACAACCCAUCUUCUCUCUUACUCAAACACGCUCCUACGCCUUCUCCUCCGCCGAAGAAGCGGCCGCCGAGCGCCGCCGACGGAAGCGGAGGCUGCGCAUCGAGCCUCCCCUGAACGCCAUUCGCCCUCCGCCACAGCAGGGCCCUCCCCGGGACCCCAACGCCCCUCGCCUCCCCGACUCCACUUCGGCGUUGGUGGGACCUCGCCUCAGCCUCCACAACCGCGUCCAAUCCCUCAUCCGCGCCGGCGACCUCGACGCCGCCUCCGCAAUCGCCCGUCACUCCGUGUUCUCCGUGACUCGGCCCACCGUCUUCACCUGCAACGCCAUAAUCGCCGCUAUGUACCGGUCGAAGAGGUACGACGAGGCCAUCGCUCUCUUCCACUUCUUCUUCAAUCAGUCCAACAUCGUCCCUAACAUCGUCUCUUACAACAACGUCAUCAACACUCACUGUGACGAGGGUCGCGUCGACGUGGCUCUCGAAGUUUAUCGCCACAUCCUCGCCAACGCCCCUUUCAGUCCUUCCCCCGUCACCUAUCGCCACCUCACGAAAGGUCUCAUUCAAGCCUCUCGCAUCUCCGAAGCCGUUGAUCUCUUGCGCGAGAUGCUUACCAAAGGCCACGGUGCCGAUUCCUUAGUUUACAACAAUCUCAUUUCCGGCUUCCUUGAUUUGGAGAAUUUGGACAAAGCCAAUGAGCUCUUCGAUGAGCUUAAGGAACGGUGCUUGGUCUAUGAUGGUGUUGUCAAUGCCACUUACAUGGAAUGGUUCUUCAACAAGGGCAGAGAUAAGGAGGCCAUGGACUCCUACAAGUCCUUGAUGGAUCGCCAGUUUCGGAUGACCCCUGCAAGUUGCAAUGUGUUGUUGGAGGUGUUGCUUCGCCACAGCAAAGAAACGCAGGCUUGGGCUUUGUUUGAUCAGAUGCUGGCCAAUCAUACCCCUCCCAAUUUUCAGGCUGUCAACUCUGAUUCCUUUAAUAUAAUGGUCAAUCACUGCUUUAAGCUAGGGAACUUCCAUGAAGCUCUUGCAACGUUUAAGAAGGUCGGAACUAAGCCCAAUUCUAAGCCUUUUGCCAUGGAUGUUGCUGGGUACAAUAAUAUCAUUGCUAGGUUUUGUGAGAAUGGGAUGCUGUCUGAGGCUGAAACGCUGUUUGAAGAACUGUGCUCCAAAUCUUUGAGCCCUGAUGUGCCUACUCAUAGGAACUUGAUCGAAGCCUACUUGAAGAUGGAGAGGAUUGACGAUGCUUUGAGGGUAUUCAACAGAAUGGUGGAUGCCGGUCUAAGGGUGGUUGCCAGCUUUGGUAACAUGGUAUUUGAUGAAUUGAUUAAGAAUGGUAAAGCUGUUGAUUGUGCUCAAAUUUUGAGCAAAAUGGGAGAAAAAGAUCCCAAACCGGACCCCACUUGCUAUGAGGUUGUGAUCAAGGGGCUCUGUGCUGAUGGUUUGUUGGAUAGGAGCCGAGAUUUGCUUGACGAGGUUAUGAGGUAUGGGGUUGGGGUCACUCCUGCCUUGCGGGAAUUUGUGAUUGACGAUUUUAAGAAAGCUGGGAGGGGUGAGGAGAUUGAGAGACUGCUAGAUAUGAACAGAUUUGGAUACAGUCCUCGUCCACCGGCACCAAGACCUGCCUACCGUCCACCACCAGUAAGGUCCCCUUCUCAAGUGGCAGCAGCCCAUAACCCACCUUCUGGAAUUCCACCACCAGUGGCAGCACAGCAGCACCCAUCGCCACCUUCUCCUCAAAUGGCAGGAGUACAUAACCCACCUUCUGGCUUUCAAACUCAAAUGGCAGCACAGCAACGGCCACCCCCGCCUUCUUCUCAAAUGACACGCUCCUAUAACCCCCAUUCUGCUUCUCCACCCCAAGUGUCAUGGCAGCAGCACCACCCACCGCAACCUUCUCAGAUGGCAGGAGCAUAUAGCCCACCUUCUGGGCCUCCACCUCAAGUAUCAUGGCAGCAACGUCCACCGCUUCCUUCUCAACCAUCAUGGGGAGUGUCUCCUUCAAUGACUGGGCCUCAUAAGACAGCACCUGGACCACCUUUACCUCAUAUGUCAGGACAGCCCUACCGCCCUGCAUCAGAAUUUCCUCCUCACAUGACAGCACAGCAUAAUACACCAUCUGGUCCUUCUCUUCAAAUGGCAGGACAUCAACCUUAUGGACCACCGCGUUGGCCCCAACAGACGGCAGAACAACCAUAUGUACCAUCGGGAUUGUCUCCAAUGUCGGGGUCUUCUGUUCCUUCAUAUGGAGCAUCAGCUAAAAUGUCACCGCCAUAUCAUACAUCUCCAGGACCGCAUCACCCAUCAUCAGGAACCCCUCCUCACUUUGAGGAAUCACAUCAACAGCAAUCAGAAGUCCCUGACCAGGCAGCAGCUUGAUUUUUGUUGUUCAAGCCAAAUCCUAGUGCUAAUGGUUCUCUUUUGGAUUGAGAGAGCAGUUGCUUCUUGUGAUACAUUGCCAAAUCUUAAGCGUCUUGUGAUACUGAUUUCUUCUGUUCAGAAUCACUAGAAGGAAAAAGGAAAAAGUUUUUUGGCAUGACUGAAAUAUUGCUCGAGUUUUACACUUGCUUCAAGGCUGGUGUUACUUUGAAUAGGUGUGCCGGUGUUAAUCGAAAAUACAAAUUAAGCUAGAUUCUGGUGAUGAUUCAAGACUCUGGAUUGCCAAGUAUUCUACGUUUGCUCAUGUCCAAGGAAAUAUAUACUCAGAUGUCCAAGCAGCCAAGGGUAGAGAUUAGGUUAAAAACUAACAAGUAUAUUAUAUUACUCUUGCUUUUCAUCUCAUUGUUGUUAAUUACAGACCUUUUAAAAUAAGUUUUU